AUGGGUUACGACUACGCGUUGGUGCACCUCAAGUACACCAUCCCAUUGGCAGCGUUGCUGACCUUUUUCUCAUACCCUCUCCUCACUCGGCUCGAUAUUGUGAGGACACUUUUCAUCGUCACAAUUGCCUUUGUGGCCACUAUUCCUUGGGACUCCUACCUCAUCAGAACUGGCAUUUGGUCUUAUCCGCCCGACGCUGUUCUCGGUCCAACUCUCUUCGACAUUCCAAUUGAGGAGCUCUUCUUUUUCAUAAUCCAGACCUACAUUACAGCUCAGCUGUAUAUUAUUCUCAACAAGCCUGUUUUGCACGCGCAAUACCUCAAUUCACCCGCCACCGUUCCCCAAUGGAUAAAGCACGGAAAAAUUCUUGGACAGGUUGCUCUUGCCGGUAGCAUCGCGCUGGGCGCCUUCCUGAUCAUCAAAGAGGGCGAGGGAACAUACAUGGGCCUGAUCCUGGUCUGGGCAUGCUUGUUUGCCUUGUUCACUUGGACCAUUACCGCACACUUCCUUCUCGCCCUGCCGAAAGCAUGUACAGCUCUCCCCAUCAUCCUUCCCACAGUCUAUCUCUGGGUGGUUGAUGAGAUGGCACUGGGCCGCGGCACAUGGGCCAUUGAGAGCGGUACCAAGCUUGACAUCAAGCUCUUUGGCGACCUGGAGAUUGAGGAGGCCACCUUCUUCUUGGUGACCAACAUUCUCAUUGUCUUUGGGGUGGCUGCCUUUGACAAGGCCGUUGCCGUUUGCGAUGUCUUCCCAGACAAGUUUGACAAACCAGCCGAUGCUUUAUCAAUGUCCCUGUUGCGCGCCAGAGUCCUGCCUUCGUCAGAGUACGACAUGGAGCGCAUUCUCGGUAUCCGACAGGCGGUGACCAGACUGGCCAAGAAGAGUCGCAGCUUUUAUCUUGCAAGCUCUGUCUUUCCCGGCCGUCUACGCAUCGACCUUACCCUGCUGUACUCCUACUGCCGCCUGGCCGAUGACCUCGUCGAUGAAGCCGAGAACCCUCAAGAAGCGUCCGUUUGGAUUUCCAAGCUCGACCGGCACCUCAGCUUGCUGUACAAGGACCCCGAUUCCACAUCAGCCCCUCUCGCCUCUCAAUAUGCAGCAGAGAACUUCCCGCCCUCGGCACUCUCUGCCCUCAACUUGCUUCCCUCUUCUCGCAUCCCCCGCGAACCGCUUGCGGAGCUGCUCAAAGGCUUCGAAAUGGAUUUGUGCUUCAGCAACAACACCUUCCCCAUUGCUACACCGGAAGAUCUCGAGCUCUAUGCCGCCCGCGUCGCCAGCACUGUUGGCCAAUCCUGUCUGGAGCUAGUCUUCUGUCACUGCAACCAUAACCUACCGCCCUACAUGCAAGCCUACCUUCGGAACACAGCGCGCCAGAUGGGCUUGGCUCUUCAAUUCGUCAAUAUCGCCCGCGACAUCGCCGUCGACGCCAAGAUCGGCCGCGUCUACUUGCCGACAUCCUGGCUCAAGGACGAAGGUUUGACUCCCGAGGACGUCCUGAGGAACCCCAGCACCGAGCGUGUUGCGAAUGUGCGUCGCAGAAUCCUCGCCAAGGCUUUCGAUCACUACAACGAAGCUCGGGGAUCAAUGAAGUGGAUCCCAUCGGAGGCGCGCGGCCCCAUGGUGGUCGCUGUGGAGAGUUACAUGGAGAUAGGUCGCGUCCUGGUGCGCAAAGGCAGCGCCUCUGCCGCGGAUGGCACUGGACGGGCUACGGUGCCCAAGUCCCGGCGCGUUUGGGUCGCAUGGAGUACCUUGAUGGUGUCUUAG
Molecule: messenger RNA, 1764 nt
Organism: Colletotrichum truncatum
Lineage: Eukaryota; Fungi; Ascomycota; Sordariomycetes; Glomerellales; Glomerellaceae
Source: RefSeq, a predicted model, not a curated record